UGCAGUACAGCAAACAACAACAAAAAUAAAAACGUUAAAAGUGUGAGGGUCUUAUUCCAUCAACAAAAACAUGUCUUAUUUAACAAAUUUUAGGGCAUUUUUACUUGUCAUAAGCCUUUUACAAUUCACCACUAUGAAUUCCUGCAUUGAAAUGGGGUCUAACCUUGAGGUAUUUGCAUUUAUAAAUAAUUUAUUAAUUAUUAAUUAAAUGUUAACCUAAUAAAAUCAGUGUAUUUAUCAAAAACCAAGGUUCUCCUCCUUCAAGAGUAGCCUACACAAACUUUAAAGGGAUAGUUCACCCGGAAAUGAAAGUUCUGUCAUCAUUUACUCCCCCUUUUGUCAUUUCAAACCUGUUUAAAUUUUCUUUUCUUUUUUUCCAAACAACGGCGAUACCCAUUCACAUGCACUUAUGCACCAUACAGCAGAAGUGAAUGGGUAUCGCCAAAAUAUCUUAAUUUGUCUUCUGCAAAAGAAACAAUACAGGUUUGAAAUGACAAGAGGGUGAGUAAAUGAUGACAGAAUUUCCAUUUUGGGUCCCUGGAAGUUAUGUUAAUUCAGUUUCCGGGAUUGUGUGUUUUUUUAUUCAUAUUUUCAAAAAAUAAACAGCACUGCAUUACAAUAACAUAAAAGAAAAAAGACGCCUAGGAAAAGAAAAAAAGGAAAGCAUCUCAAUAAUGUUAUCAUACAUUUUUUUACAAAACGUGUUAUUCUUAUUGUUAUCAAUAAGUGUAAGACACUUUACAAUGAUCGAAAUCAAGAUCUAGGCAAAAUCUUUGAACAUAUUUCGAUUUUAAGAUAUGCACCUGGAACAUACAUAGUAUUUGCUAAAGUUUUGUACCCAACGCGCUGGGUAGGAUAAAGUAUGACUUACAAAAUAAGUGCAUUUAUUAAGAAAUAUUGGUUUUCAUCAUUUUACAUUUUGGGUAUUUUCUUUUGUGCAAUGUUGUGUAGUAAACGGCAGUCACUAACUUCACAUAAUAUCGCGAGAUCAUCUUCCCCGCAUUGUGACCACGAGGAAGAUCGAGCUUUUUGUGGGGUACAGUGAGAGCACGCGACAGGUCAUUUAAUACGCAGCUUCGAGAAAUAAACACAGCAAAGCUGUCACAUAUGGCGGAGGAUGCGUCAGAUGGAAGCGUUACAUGUCCGGUUUGCACAAGGGACUUUGAAGUAGGUGAAAUUAAUGCCCACUUGGAUGAGUGUUUACAGACCCACGUUAAGUCUCGUCAAGACGCGUUUGAUCAUGACACACCCGCACCACCGUCCAAAAUACCCCGGACCGACACGCGACCUGCUGCGUUCUUCUCCCUCUUUCAGUGCAAAUCCAAAGGCGCUGAUCACAAACACAAGCUUGAGUCGGUGCUCACGUGUACAGACACUGCAGAAGUGAAAGUGAUGGACCAACCUGAAUGUCCAGAUGCAGCAGCAUCCGCCUCAUCGACUUCGAAAACGUUCAUGUUGAACAACGAAAAGCCAUUGGCGGAUAGACUGAGACCCAGCACACUGGAUGAGUAUUUCGGGCAGAAUAAACUGAUCGGAGAACAGACCCUGCUCAGAUUUCUGCUGCGGUCACACGAGAUCCCAUCUUUAAUACUGUGGGGUCCACCCGGGUGUGGAAAGACCACCCUGGCCCACAUCAUUGCCAGUUCCGUUAAGAAGAAAGGCACAGGACGCUUUGUGACGCUCUCCGCCACCAGCGCGUCAACCAGUGAUGUGCGUGAGGUGAUCAAACAGGCCCAGAAUGAGCUCCGUCUGUGCAAGAGAAAGACCAUUCUGUUCAUCGAUGAGAUACAUCGCUUUAAUAAAUCCCAGCAGGACACUUUCCUCCCUCACGUGGAGUGUGGCACCAUCACUCUUAUCGGGGCCACCACAGAGAACCCAUCCUUUCAGGUGAACAGCGCCUUAUUGAGCCGCUGUAGGGUUCUGGUUCUGGAGAAGCUGUCAGUAGAGGCGAUGGGCUCGAUUCUGCGUCGGGCGCUUGACUUUCUUGGACUGCAGGUGUUACAGGAGAAUGCAGGAGAACAGCGCUCUUCAACACUCUGCUCAGAUCCUCAGGUGUUUGUCGAGCAGAAAGCUGUGGACACUAUAGCGCACCUGUGUGAUGGUGAUGCUCGAACUGGUCUCAACGGUCUCCAGCUGGCUGUGCAGGCGUGUGUUGCGCAGAUGCGCACCGGUUCCAUCGAACCCGACGCAGCUCCUCAACAGAUAAUAGUGCGUGAGCAACACAUUAAGGAGGGCCUCCAGAGAUCACACAUUCUCUAUGAUAAAGCAGGUGAGGAGCACUAUAACUGUAUCUCGGCCCUUCACAAGUCAAUGAGAGGUUCUGAUGCUAACGCUGCCCUCUAUUGGCUGGGAAGGAUGCUGGAGGGAGGUGAAGACCCGCUGUAUGUAGCUCGCCGACUGGUCCGGUUCGCUAGUGAGGAUAUUGGUCUGGCAGACCCUGUGGCACUCACUCAGGCUGUAUCAGCAUUUCAGGCCUCGCACUUCACCGGCAUGCCCGAAUGUGAGGUCAUUCUAGCCCAGUGUGUGGUUUAUAUGGCCAGAGCCCCUAAAUCUGUGGAGGUGUACAAGGCCUAUAAUAAUGUAAAGGCCUCUCUGAGAAACCACCAGGGCCCUUUGCCACCGGUGCCACUUCACCUACGUAACGCCCCCACCAAACUAAUGAAGAAUCUGGGCUAUGCUAAAGGAUACAAAUAUAACCCAAACUUCAGUGGCUCUGUGGAUCAAGAAUACCUUCCUGAGGAACUCUGUGGUGUGAACUUUUUUUAGCUGGACACCUACAAAUUCAUGAUUGACUUUUGCUUAACGCAAAAUACUUUGAAGGUUGCAGAUUUGAUUGUGUGUUGUUUACCUAUAUUUUGAACUUUUUGAAAAAUGGAGAUUGAUUUUGCUGUUAAUGUUUGAUAUUCUAGAAUUUUUAGAAAGAGUUGUAAUAAAAAUAUUUUGUUCUUUA
Molecule: messenger RNA, 2950 nt
Organism: Triplophysa rosa
Lineage: Eukaryota; Metazoa; Chordata; Actinopteri; Cypriniformes; Nemacheilidae
Gene: wrnip1
Product: WRN helicase interacting protein 1
Exons: 7
Coding region: 1108-2766 (552 amino acids)
Biological process (GO): DNA repair; regulation of DNA repair; DNA-templated DNA replication
Cellular component (GO): nucleus
Molecular function (GO): ATP binding; single-stranded DNA helicase activity; enzyme activator activity
Source: RefSeq, a predicted model, not a curated record